AUGCCUAUUUCCCUCUCACUGCGACCACCUUCCAAUCUCUCCUUCCUCCUCCCUUCAUUCUCAAGCUUGGUACCAUACGUCUCCCGAAGAAACGAAUCCUCCGCGCGCCGAACAACCAAACGCCUCAGAACGAAACCUGACCCAUCCUUCACCUCCUCAAUCCCUCCGUCCCAAGUCAACGACCACAUCGUCUUCAAUCCACCGUCCUCCGCUCCAUCUCCCUACCAUACUCCUCCAGUCUUCCUCCCAGCCAAUGACCCGCGCCGGACCCUCCUCGCUCAAUCCCAUCAGCAUGCCAACCCCUACGACCAACCUGAUAAGCGAUUACCACCAAUCGUCCACAAGCAUAAACCGUACGAGAAGAAGUACCACCUCCGGGAGAAGGAGAUUGAGGAGAUAAGAAGGUUGAGAAGUGAAGAUCCGUAUAAGUGGACACGGGCGAAGUUGGCGGAGAAAUUUGAGUGCAGUCAGUUCUUCGUGGGUAUGGUUGCGGAGGCGCCUUCAGAGAAGAAGGCGGCGGAGCAAAGGAUGAUAGAGGAGAUUCAGGAAAAGUGGGGUAGGAGAAGGAGGUAUGCGAGGGAGGAUAGGGGCAAGAGGAGGGAGUUGUGGGGCAAGGAUUUGUAG
Molecule: messenger RNA, 624 nt
Organism: Letharia lupina
Lineage: Eukaryota; Fungi; Ascomycota; Lecanoromycetes; Lecanorales; Parmeliaceae
Exons: 1
Coding region: 1-624 (207 amino acids)
Cellular component (GO): mitochondrial large ribosomal subunit
Molecular function (GO): structural constituent of ribosome
Source: RefSeq, a predicted model, not a curated record